Molecule: messenger RNA, 4463 nt
Organism: Coregonus clupeaformis (lake whitefish)
Lineage: Eukaryota; Metazoa; Chordata; Actinopteri; Salmoniformes; Salmonidae
Product: protein NPAT
Exons: 15
Coding region: 145-4080 (1311 amino acids)
Cellular component (GO): nucleus
Molecular function (GO): transcription coregulator activity; protein binding
Source: RefSeq, a predicted model, not a curated record
UUUCACGACUCGUAGGACGUUGCGUACACAACACACUGGAUGUUUCUACCAAAUAUACUUGCUUUAUUCGCGAUUAAAUGUAUUCUUACUUCAUUUGACAGAGAAUGUAAAUUGUAAUUGUUGCAAUAAUUCAACAUUGCAGCCAUGUUGCUUCCGUCUGACAUAGCGCGGCUGGUUUUAGGAUACCUGCAACAAGAGGGACUGUGUUCUACAAGCCAGGCUUUAAUUCGCGAAAGCCCCAAUUUGAAGGAGUACGCAGAACACAGCUCAGAUGAUGGAACUAUUCCUGCUUGUGUGUUUUCCCUCUUUGGAAAAAACCUGACAACCAUUUUGAAUGAGUAUGUUGCUGUCAAAGCUAAAGAGACCAGUGAAGAGACUCAGAUACCCAUCAUGAUGACAUCAUUGUGGAAAAAGCUUGAUUUCACACUCAAUCAAAUAAAGUCUAUGCAGAACUCCCCAUCUGUUAGCCAGAAUCAAAGACUCCGCACACGUAAUGGGAUCGUGAAUAUGAGGGGGCGACAGAGAGCCUUGUCAUCAACGCAGUCCCCCAGCUCUGGGUUUCUGUCAUCGUCAGCCCCUCCGUCGGCCCAGGGCAUUGCCAGCCCCCUCGACACCCCUCAGAGCAUCCUGGGACACUCCACCCCAGUCUGCUACAGCUCCCAGCAGACCAGACCCUCCCCCAUCUGCAGCACACAGCCCCAGAUCCAAGAUGGAGGACGUCUGCUCGUCAAUGUGAACCGAGAGUCACCUUUGCAAAUAAUGGUUCCAGACAACCGGUUAACUCCAGGACCAUUAUCCCCAGGGCGUCGGAAAUGUGACUCCCCCAGGAGGAGAGGUGGGGGCUCCAGUGGAUCCGGUGGGACUGGAAGAGCCAACAUGGCAGCCAGUAGCCUGACAGCAGAGCCCCAGAGUGAAGAGGCAGUCACAGAGAAUUUCCCUCAAAUGGUGAUACAAAAUGCAAGAGAGAGGAUUCUAAAUGACAAGUCCUUACAAGAGAAGCUUGCUGAAAACAUAAACAAAAUCCUAGCAAGUGAUGGCAGUCCCCAGGCUUUAAAGGCAUCAUGCAGCACCAUGGAGCCUGACCAGUCCAUAGAUGAAAUUCUGGGCCUGCAGGGGGAGAUCCAUAUGUCUAAUGAUGUUAUACAAGACAUAUUGGAGCAAACCGAGUCCGACCCAGCCUUCCAGGCUCUCUUUGACCUCUUUGAUUACGGCAAAAGCAAAACCAGUGAGGAUACUGAACAAGGAGCUGGGAACGUGAGCAAUACCACCACAGAGAAUGGUGAGACUGAGACUAGGUGUAUUGAUGGCUCUCCUGAGACUGGAGACUCAGGCACUGGGCCUGAAGAUUCGACACGAGGACAAGAAACAACAACUAGAGCGACAAAGUCCAGUCAAGAGCCCAAGAGUAACAAAACAAGGAAAUCUGCACCUCCUGUUUCAAGCACUUCAAAUGCAAGUCCUGGAGUCAGUACCAGAGGGUCGAGAAAGGGAGUUAGCUCAACAACUCCUGGAGCCAGUACCAGAGGGUCGAGAAAGGGAGCUAGCUCAACAACUCCUGGACCCAGUACCAGAGGGUCGAGAAGGGGAGCUAGCUCAACUCGACCGUCAGCAUGUAUCGAUAAACUUACCGGCGCUGCUUCUUCUGCCGCCAAGGACUCUGAUAGGAUUGACUCCGGCUCCAUCUUUGAUCAGGAUAGAUCAGGCGUGGAUAUAGAUGAACCUCUGAAUACUCUUCCCCUUGACAGUAUAGCUCCCCCAGAUGUCUUUGAGCUGGUCAGACAGGAGAGUGGAACAAAUCAUCCGGCGUCAGCAUGCAACGCAGGUUCAUCUGAAACCAGUACGGUCACUGCUGUGAAAAACAUAUUGGGCAAUGAGAACACCGUGGGGGCUGAUGAUGGACAAGUGAUGGAUAACCAAGCUUCACUUCUUAACUCUUCACCUGCCCUGUCCAAUUCCAUGCCAGUGCUGGAUCAGUCAAACAAGGCUCCCAUACAGGCCUCUAACCUGCCUCAUAGGAAUAUGACCCCUCCCAGCACUGUAGGAAUUUCACAACCUCUACCACAGACCAUACCCUCUAUGGCUGUCCCAUCAACAGUUACAACAACAACCACUCCUGCUGCCCCAACCUUCAUCCCAAACCCCAACCCUACAGGCAAGGAAGUUGACCCCAGUAAGAUUGUAGCCCUGAAGAUCAUCAUCAGCGAUGAGCAGGAGGAGCCCUCCUGUGACUCAGCCCUGAACCAGGCUGUGUCCAGCAUCACUGGGGACAGGAUCCCCACAAUCUUCCUCUCCUCCCCUACCAAGUCACCUGCUAAGGCCCCGGCUCUCAGUUGCGCCCCCAUGGCUCAGGAGGAGACGGUGCAGGCGGUGACCAGCUUACAGAGGACAGAAGUCCUCCAACCAGCAGAGACUAAUCCUCUUAGUGGGAAAGCAGGGGAGGUGGCAGCAUUGGCAGGGACAUCAUCAGCGUUUACACAGCCAGGCUACUACUUUCAGCUGCCCUUUGAUUCAGCCACAUCCACCAACAGCUAUAUCUUAGUGACAGAUACAACAGCCACAGACCACCAGUCCAACAAGGUGAUGUUACCCAGUGGCGCCCCACAGGUACAGACUGUACCCCCCACCACAUAUGCUCUGGCCACUCCACCCUGCUAUUCCCCUGGAAAAACGGGAGCUUCUGGAUCGAAUAUGGUUACAAAGCAGGUCCAGGGGCAAUCCUCUGAAAGCACUGGGCAGCAGAGGGUAGCAGUUAGCUCGAGCCCCAGCCAUAGGAGGAUGCUUUGCUUUGAUGGGUCUGCUGGUAAAACUUCCACUCAGACCAGAACAACUGCCGCCUCCUCCAAAGCUCCAGCAACAGCUACUCCUGUAUCACCUUCUGUCCAACAGGUGGAGAAAGAGAUACCUAAAUCGGCCUUUGCUAUCUUGGGGAGCAGCAGGCCGAAAAGGAGAAUAGAGACUGUAAGAUGCACGGACAACACUCAAACAUCAUGGACCGGAACAGAGACCGAGAAAUCCUCCACUGUCCAAAAGCAGAAAGAAGCUGCGAAAAAGACCCCAUCAAAGAGGGACGCAGAACAAAAUGCUAGAGGUCAAAAUGCAAGUACCAGUAGAUUCCAGAGUGCUGGUAGCAGUCAGACUGAUGCCUCACAGUCAGAGUCCAGGAAGAUAUCUCAAUCAGCAGACAAGGACGAUGGUGGAACAGAACCUAAGGAUGCCCAGAGCUCCAUGUCUUCUUCCUCUGAUCACAGACUGAGAUCAGGGAGCAGGAAAGAGAAGGAGGACACAAGUAGACAAGAGCCUACUGAGAAAUAUCCUGCCAAGGAAUGGGAGGGACGGACCGAGAAAAUAUCUUCUCAGGACCCCCCUCAUGUCACUGCCAAUAAGGAGAAUGAGCUGGAGGGUGGCAGGCUAGAGCAGCAGCCCAUACCAGCACCAAAAGAGUUCAGCCCGGCCCCAGUGGGCUCACAAACCCCUGUCCCCCAGGCUAGCUCCAGCAAAACCCCCUCCAAGACCAGCCCACUGACCAAGCAGGCUGCCGAAAUGCUCCACGACAUCCAGGGUCUAAACCCUCCCUGCACCCCUCCUAAGAGGCCAGGCAUGGGCUGUCCGGAGCUGCCUCUUCCUCGGACCCCUGGCCGUCUCCAGGAGUCUCUAGACUGCCCCAGGACCCCUGCACGCCAGAGGCUGGGCAGAGACGGAGAGGGCACCCCCAGGCACCUGGUCCCUCCCGCCACCCCGGACCUUCCCUCCUGCAGCCCAGCCAGCGAGGCAGGGAGUGAAAACAGCAUCAACAUGGCGGCCCACACACUGAUGAUCCUAUCCCGAGCCGCCAUCGCCAGGACGGGCACCCCACUGAAAGACAGCCUGCGCCAGGAGGGGGCUGGAACAGUGACCCCUGUAGCCACCAAGAGCAAGAAGCGCAAGCAGCCCGAGCCCUUGGCUAGCCCGCCAGCAAAGAAAGAUCUCUCAGGUUCAUCUUGCAGUAAGAAGAAAGCAAAGAAACAGCAGAAACUAAUGGAUUCCUUCCCUGAUGACUUGGAUGUGGAUAAGUUCCUAUCUUCACUGCAUUAUGAUGAGUGAUGGGUUGAGUUAUAGCAGUUGGACAGUGAGAUGGGAAUCUCCCAAACACUACCUACCUGCCCUCCAGCAAGAGAACAAGCCAUCAUUUAGUGUCACAGUGCCUAUGGUUAACCCAUCAUGCCUUUUAGGAGUUAGGCACCUGUGGUCUAUUGGAGCAUGUCCUCAGAUCUUAUUUUGUCUUUGUAUGGUCUAUGCUUGUAGGGCUUGUCCUACACCCUUGUACUUAACAACUAAUUAUACAUGUGAUGUAUGUACUGUAUAGAAAUUAUUGCAGAAAUGCUAGAUAGAGAGCACUUUGGUUCCAUGCAAUGACUAAUGUUAAGAAUGGUUUCCCAAUCUUGUUGUAUUUAUAAUUUCAAGAAUACAACCCUUUCCUUGGUCAA